Physcomitrium patens is the source of this 3210-nucleotide messenger RNA. Lineage: Eukaryota; Viridiplantae; Streptophyta; Bryopsida; Funariales; Funariaceae. The record is from RefSeq and is a predicted model, not a curated record.
GAAUGUGGGUUGAUUGUGCGGAUUGUGGAGCUGUUUAUUUUAGGGUGUGGGCACCAUGUAUUUGGGACUGAUUUUGAUGGUAGUUGGUGCUCGGGGGUGAGUGAUGAGCUUGGUCGUGAUUAUAGGAUCCUUUUUGGACAGGGUCUAGAGAGACAGUGGCAGACUUGGGUUUGUGAGUUGUGUAGUUUGAGUGAAGUUUUUUAUCGAUUGUACGCAUCGUUGGGGAGAUCAUGGCGAAGUUUGUGGUAGAUGGUGAGUGAGAAUUUGUUUUGAGGUCCUCCAAUAGUGCCGAACAUUGGUUUCUUUUGGAGGAUUACCCAAAUGGAGAGUUGAAGAGAAAGGGGAUUCAACGCAAAGUGCACGCUUGUGGUUACUUGGUAUUCUACACUUGUUUGAAUACUCGGAGUGGAAGUUUUGUUCAUGCUUUUCAUUGAUUUUCACCUAAAGAACUCCAAAAUGCAUUACUGUCCGCACUUGGGAUACGGGAUCAAGCCGGGAAUAUUGGCAUAAUUGGGGAAUUUCAAAGGCAUUGACAGGUUUCUCGAGUAGGAAGAGAUGACGUUGAUCAGAAUGCUGCAGAAGUAGUAAUCAACCAUGAAAUGACAGCAUGGACUGCUCAUUCUCUUCCUUUUGUCCCUCCACUCCGAAGUUAAGGUUAAUUGAGCAUCAAAGUGGCUCAUCCCUCGUCAUAUCCAGCAGUUUAUUAUUGAAGUCGGUGAUUUGGUUCACAUCGCGUUCAAUGCCGUUUGUUACCGCUGUUCAGACACGGGCUAUAAUCCUCUAAACCCUGAGCUGUGACUUAGACACAGCUAGGGUGAUGGGGACUGGAAACGGCCUUGAGAGUGAGUGGCUUGAAGAGGACGUCACCGUGGACGAGAAUGAAGCAACGCAGGCUGUACAAGUUGCUUUAAACAUUCGACCUCUCAUUCCACUAGAGCGUGUUCAAGGCUGCAAGGAGUGUAUAUCAGUUGUUCCUGGUGAACCACAGGUUCAAAUCGGUCAUCACUCUUUCACCUUCGACUACAUUUUUGGUAGUUCUGAUACACCGUCUUCAGCAAUCUUUGACAAGUGUGUGAAACCGCUGGUUGAGGGGUUAUUUCACGGCUACAAUGCCACCGUCCUGGCAUAUGGGCAGACAGGAUCUGGGAAAACUUACACCAUGGGAACUGGCUACACAGUUGGAGGCAGCACUGAUGGGGUCAUACCACAAGUUAUGCAGACAAUUUUUAAGAGAAUUGAAACUCUCAAGCACAAGGCUGAUUUUCAGCUUAGGGUUUCAUUUAUCGAGAUACUCAAGGAGGAAAUUCACGAUCUUCUGGAUCCAAAUCCUCCAUCAACAGAGUACAUAUUUGGGGGAGGGUUAAAAGCAUUAGCUGUAGGCAAACCACCCAUUCAAAUUCGGGAGACCACUGCUGGAGGAAUCACCUUGAUGGGCGUGACAGAAGCUGAUGUGAAGAGUCUGGAAGAAAUGGCGGCUUACUUAGAGCAUGGCUCUCUUAGUCGUGCAACUGGAAGCACGAACAUGAAUUCCCAUUCUAGUCGGUCGCAUGCGAUAUUCACUAUCACACUAGAGCAGCGACGAAAAUGGGAUCCGCUUCCUGAUGGCGGAAAUCCUUCACCUGAGGAUUGUAACGAAGAUUAUUUAUGUGCGAAGUUACAUCUCGUAGAUUUAGCUGGUUCUGAAAGAGCAAAGCGAACAGGGGCUGAUGGUCUUCGUUUCAAAGAAGGUAUUCACAUAAACAGAGGCCUUUUAGCACUUGGAAACGUGAUCAGUGCACUAGGUGAUGAGAGAAAGCGAAGAGAAGGAGGUCAUGUUCCUUAUAGAGACAGCAAGUUAACUCGAUUACUUCAGGAUUCUCUUGGGGGAAAUAGUAGAACGGUCAUGAUUGCCUGCGUAAGUCCAGCAGAUGUAAAUGCUGAAGAGUCGAUCAAUACCCUCAAGUAUGCUAAUAGGGCUCGUAACAUUCGAAAUAAGCCUACAGUCAAUCGUGAUCCACUUGCAGCUGAGAUGCAGCGAAUGCGACAGCAACUUGAGCUUAUGCAGGCUGAGCUUGUAUGUGCAAGGGCAGGAGGUCCUUCAAACGCCGAAGUCCAGAUGUUGAAGCAAAAGGUUGCCUGGCUUGAAGCUAGCAACAUGGAACUGGGGCGUGAGUUGGAAGAGGCGCGCGAUCGCAUUGAUAUACUUUCUCAGUGCGCCCUAGAAUCACAAGUAGAGCGUGACAAGCUUAGGAUAAAGCUCGACCAACUUCGAACUGGAAAAACUUAUGAGGAUAUCGAUGAAGGACAACAUGUGCAGACGGAUAAUCUGCUGAAAGAGUACGUAGUUAGGAUACAGGAAUUAGAAUGUGAGCUACAACAACUGCAGCACGCUAGAGCUCCGUCAGACACCUCCUCUAAGGCUCCUUCCUCUACAUCAUCCAGGAGCAGAGGAGAGAGUACAGCUGGACCAGGUUUCGGUGUUGCAGGCAUUGAUGGGGAUAUUUAUCUACGAACUGGUGAAUUUUCGGGGGAAAUUGAUACUGAGUUGUUGUUGAAAGAGUUUAAACGCACAUCGGUGCAAGAUAAUUUUGACAAAGAGUUACGGGAAAUAGACAAACGUCUUGAGCAAAAAGAGGCGGAGAUUAAGUUAUUCGUUCGACCUGACGCAGUGUACCUGAAGGAACACUUCGAAAAGAAAUUGGUGGAACUUAAAGAGGAAAAGAAGUAUCUGCAGAAAUUGAAACAACUAAAGGUCCAGAUCGCAGCCUUGAAAAGUAAGCAAGAAGUCUGGUCUCAGUGCCUUGGUCAUCAGCAAUUUAUCGAUGGAGAUGCCAAGUUGAAGACGGAAAAGGCGUAUGUGCAGCACGAGGUCGAAGAUGAACCUCGAGAUUUGCAAAUGUGGAGGAUCACCACAGGACUGAGGGGCUUUUUUCAGAAGCAACCGUUCAUCAAGCUGUGUCUUCUUCCCGCAAGCCUUGCCUGUUGCAGCCUUUUCUGGUUUAGGAUGCAGUACAGUCAGAAGAGUAGAACCAGUAGAGGACACUCGUCUGGCUCUGUAAACAAUAGAGCGUCCAGGAGUAGACUGCAGCCAGCCCAGAGUCAUAUGACACCAGUAUGAAUUCUUAAGAAAAUUCAGCUUUGCAGUUUCCUAUUACUCUUCUGUAAUGGCUGCGUGGAAUCGAUCAUCUAUUUUCUACUGAAGUCUCUACUUGGUGGGCCUUAGUACACAUA